GUUUAUAUUUUCUUGCACAGUUUGUCAUCAAAAUACCCAACAUUAAUUACUUAAAUGUUAUUUUAAAAAAUUACUGCAGUUAAAUAAUAAAAAAAACAAAAUGGUGAUUUGUGCAGUGCCUAAUUGUUUCGAAAGAACGGGAAAAAGGGGAAAGAAAUGGAGAGAGAACCGCCAUGGAAAGGUAACCUUUCACAGGAUACCAGAACGAAAGAAAGAACUCCGGGCGAAAAGUUCAGGGCUGAACGUGAAAUGUAUGAACAAGUACUCUAGAAUAUGUUCAUGUCAUUUUUAUCCAGAAAUGUUUGAUAGGACAGGCAGUAUUGUGAGGCUUAGAGAAAAUGCUGUGCCUCAAGUAUGA
Messenger RNA from Belonocnema kinseyi, 358 nucleotides. RefSeq names its product THAP domain-containing protein 3-like. The record is from RefSeq and is a predicted model, not a curated record. The transcript is spliced from 2 exons. Bases 101 to 358 code for a protein of 85 amino acids. NCBI's taxonomy places the organism in Eukaryota, Metazoa, Arthropoda, Insecta, Hymenoptera, Cynipidae.